Letharia columbiana is the source of this 1200-nucleotide messenger RNA. RefSeq lists its product as uncharacterized. Bases 1 to 1200 code for a protein of 399 amino acids. The record is from RefSeq and is a predicted model, not a curated record. Gene Ontology annotation, molecular function: nucleic acid binding; RNA-DNA hybrid ribonuclease activity. The transcript is spliced from 3 exons. Gene Ontology annotation, biological process: DNA replication, removal of RNA primer. NCBI's taxonomy places the organism in Eukaryota, Fungi, Ascomycota, Lecanoromycetes, Lecanorales, Parmeliaceae.
AUGGACGACACGGCUUCUAUAAAGUCUGCUUCCCAGGCUGGGACUUCGGCUUCUAAUGGAACGAAGAGAAAACGGUCGGCAGAUCCCAAGUUCUACGCAGUACGCGUUGGCUACCAACCAGGCAUUUACCACACCUGGAAAGACUGCCUAGAGCAGGUGAAAGGUUUCAAGAAGGCGAUGUUCAAAUCAUUUCCCACUUUGACUGACGCCGAGCGCUUCGUUGCUGGCGAGAAUCCGGUCCAUGGAAAUCAUUCUGGUUUAUCGCCUUCAUCCAAAUUUUACGCUGUGAAAAAGGGGAGGGUACCUGGAAUCUACACAGAUUGGCCAUCCGCACAAGAACAGAUUACCGGAUGGCAGAAACCAAAGCACAGAUGUUUCACGACCCGUGCUGAAGCGCAAAGUUUCUUGGAGGAAGACGAAAGACGAGCGUCGGACAGUCCAGCAGUUGAAAUGGAUGGUGUUUCCGUAACUCAUCUCGCCGCCGACGUGCCGAUCGAACCAGAAUUCCAACCGCCGGUGAACAAGAAAGCCAAGAAAGGCGCAUAUGGUACGAAGACAUGGGUCCCAGAGUACAAUGAGGCGGACUACGAGCCCGGUACCGCGCCUUUGCCUCCAGAUACUGAGGAUGGGUUCGAUUCUAACAUUUUUCUGGAUGCUGAGACCGGCAAGAUGUUGUACAAGACACAAGAGCAGCGCCAGGUCACCAAGCCACGGCCGUCAGGGGUAUCUCAGACCGAACCAAUACGCAUACAUACAGAUGGUAGCUCUUUAGGAAAUGGUACGGCAGGGGCUUUUGCUGGUAUUGGGGUCUAUUUCGGUCCCGGCGACAAGAGGAAUGUUUCCGAGACUCUACCAGGAUCCAGGCAAACCAACCAACGUGCUGAGCUCACUGCAAUCUUGAAAGCGCUCGAAAUCGUCCCCAGAAAUCGACACGUCUUAAUCAUCACCGACAGCCGGUAUGCAAUAGAUUGCGUCACCACAUGGUAUAUCAAUUGGCGUAAGAAUGGAUGGAAGACAUCAGCCGGCAAAGCGGUUGAGAACAAGGACAUUGUUGAGAACGUUCUUGUAAAGAUAGAGGAGCGAAACAAGCUGCACGUUCAGACCAACUUUGAAUGGAUCAAGGGGCAUGCAAAUCAUCCUGGCAACGUUGAAGCUGAUAAGCUCGCAGUUGAUGGGGCAAGGAAGGGGCCAGCAUCAUAG